AUGUGUAAAUAUAAAUGUUUAAUAAUCCUAAUAUUAAUCAGAUUUAUUCAGUGUUCAGAUAAAUAUCCAUAUCGAGCUGGUUCAAAAGGUCGAGGUGGAGAUAAAAAUAAUCCUAACGACCAAGAAAACAACCUUGAUUUAAUAGAGAAGGAAUUAGAAAAUAUUCUUACUGAUGAUGAAGAUGAAAAUAACACAAUAGUAAGAGGUAUAAAAAAAAUACUCAUAGAUGAUUCUCAAUCAUCACCACAUGAUAAACAGGAACCUUAUUUCAUUGACGAUAACACAGACGAAGAUAUAGAAUACACAUAUAGUACUGAACAACAAAAUAUAACAAGCGGUAUCACAGAACCUAUUUCAUCUUAUCAAAAUUGGUCUUCACUACCUUGUUUUCUUCCAGGCAGAACAGACCCUCCUUUACCUAUACCUGUUAGCCAAUUUGUUAUACAACAAAAUCACGAUACUUAUAAAUACCCUAUUCAAACACAUUAUAAUCCGAGCAUAUUUUCUAUAACAGAAAAACACUUGACUAAGCCAGAACAAAGAUUAGAAGUUAAUCAUCUUGAAAAACAUAGAUUUGUGUUAAGAACACCAAAUGCUACUGAAUUACCAAGUACUCAUCAUCCAUAUGGAUUCAUACCAAAUAGUCAACUUAUAAAUACUGGACCAGGAUUAUUACCAAUACCUACAUUUGGAUUAUUAUCUCUACAACCUGGUUUAUUGAGUAAUCCUCCAAAGAAAAUAAAAAAACCAAAGUAUCGACCUACUAAACAAACUAAACCAUCGGGAUUAAAUCUAACUGUUGAAAUACAAAUUAACGUAACCAAACCUACAAAACAACCUCAACAUAGUACUCAACAGCAUACUCAACUAGCUACUGAACCAUCUGGAUUAGAACCAGAAACUAUUCCAGUAGAGGUUGGAUCAGAUGAAGAUGAAGAUGAAGAACCUCCAGAACCUCCAAAGGGACCUACUGGACCUGGAGAUGGAGAUCAGCCUGAAGAAGGAGAAGAAUCAGGAGAUGGAGAGGAUGGUGAAGAAAAAGAUGAUGAUCAAACCCAAAAGAUUCCAUCAAUAGAUGCAAUAGUUUUUUACAAGAAAGAUAUUAAAGGAAAUUUAGUUUUGAUGGGUAAAGAAGAUUACAGUGUUUCAUUGUCUACUAGGAAUAUAUUAAGGUAUGAAUUUUUUGAGAAACUUAGAAAGAUAAUGUAUCUAGACGAAGUUGUUUAUGAAGAUGUUGGGAAAAAACGUUAUAUAAAAGUAUUAACUUAUAAUAAAUAUUUUAAAACUUUUACUGGUAUACGUAAAGAUGGAUAUUUUAUAAUGAAGAAAAUUAAGAAAAGAUGGAUAUUUUAUACUCGAAAAAUUCCUAAUUUUGUACAUUUUUAUACAAAAGAUCAUCAAGGAAAUGAUUUAGAACUAACCAAAGAAAGUUAUAAAAUUGAACUUAGCGCUAUGGGAUCAGUAAAAUUUAUUUUUCACCCUAAUGUAAAGUGUUUCAAAGUUUUAACUAAAACCCAAAUAAUUUGGCAAAAAGAAGGUGAUGAUGAUGGUGAUUAUCCGACAACUAUUUGUGUUACAGAUCGACAUAAUAUUUUACUUUAUUUCAAUCAUAGCUCUAUAGUAUUUGGAAAAACCCGUGGUAAAUAUAAAAAAAUGCAUCAUAAGAAUGAAAAAGGUUAUUAA
This is a messenger RNA of Theileria annulata, 1683 nucleotides long. Its product is annotated as Theileria-specific sub-telomeric protein, SVSP family, putative. The record is from RefSeq and is a predicted model, not a curated record. Lineage: Eukaryota; Apicomplexa; Aconoidasida; Piroplasmida; Theileriidae. The coding region runs from base 1 to 1683 and encodes 560 amino acids. The transcript has a single exon.